Sodiomyces alkalinus F11 is the source of this 633-nucleotide messenger RNA. RefSeq lists its product as hypothetical. Lineage: Eukaryota; Fungi; Ascomycota; Sordariomycetes; Glomerellales; Plectosphaerellaceae. The record is from RefSeq and is a predicted model, not a curated record. The coding region runs from base 101 to 502 and encodes 133 amino acids. The transcript has a single exon.
CCGAUUCUCUGACCUCUCCUUAUAACAUCUUUGCGAAUCGCCACUCGUUCCCACAUGCUUCCCUCUUCGUACAAACAGUUUGGCUUCUAUUCCCCGACCAAUGAGAGGACCGCCCUGUCAAGUCGUCCGUCCCUAUCCUACCUUAUUCUGUACACUUCUUAAUACGUUCCUCGCGACUCUCGGUUAUCGGCUUCACAUCCCCCAUAUGCAUGCCUGGGAGACCCAGUCGCUCUCCGGGUUCAUGGCUUCAUGCAUCCCGAGCUAUCUCAGCGCUUGUGGAACCUCUGCAGGUCCUGAUAACGCACCGAAUUGGCAGGAAGCGAAGUUCAGCACUGGGCUUGUGACGGCAGACAUUGACGGUACUUCCUACAGUUACCAUCGACAGCCGUCCCGUAUCUGGGCCCCGACCUUUCCACGUCAACUCUCCCGUUCGCUAUCAGAAAACUUCAUUCAGCCUAUUCAUACUGCCCCCUUCCUUCGACCCACUAUACUGGCAGCGUAGCAGCACGGUGGCUACGGCACUCCGUUCUCCCUACCCGGAUGAUUGUACGGUGUACCCGUGAAGCAAGCUGUUGACUGUCCCGCACACAGCUCGGGAGUUGUCCUGACUCCUCGUAUCGAUACAUUCAAAUG